Messenger RNA from Mangifera indica (mango), 791 nucleotides. RefSeq lists its product as uncharacterized. The record is from RefSeq and is a predicted model, not a curated record. Lineage: Eukaryota; Viridiplantae; Streptophyta; Magnoliopsida; Sapindales; Anacardiaceae. Bases 94 to 645 code for a protein of 183 amino acids. The transcript has a single exon.
UCUUCAACCUUCAGCCUCUUCACCAAAGCCGUCUCAAAUCUCAGAAACGUCUUCACCAUCUUCUUCUUCACUGUAAAUCUCUCCGCCUCUGCAAUGGGCUUCAACAUCAACCCAUCUUCCUCUCUCCCUCAAACACCAUCCAAAAAGCAUAAGAUUUUGCUUGUUUCAAGCUACAUCCUCCUGGCCGCAGCCUCCAGCUUCAUCUUCCUCACUCUCUCCCUCCGCCUCCUCCCUUCUCUCUUCGGCUUCUUCCUCAUCCUCCUCCACGUCCUCACCAUCUGCGUGGCGGUCCUUGCCUGCCACGUCGCCUCCUCUGCUACCAACCGGUGGUAUGCAGCCCACAUGGUGGUCACUGUAGUCACUGCCAUCUUUGAAGGCUCAAUCUCUAUACUCAUCUUCACCAGCACCACCGGCUUCUUGGGAUACUUGAAGUCUUAUGUGAGGGAGGAAGAUGGGGCUGUGAUUCUGAAACUUGCUGGUGCUCUCUCUGUGCUGAUCUUUUGCCUGGAAUGGGUUGUGUUGACGCUGGCUUUUCUCUUGAGGUACAAGGAGUUUGUUGCAGGAACCAAUGGAAGUAGGUUCCAAGAAGAGCAAUCCAAGGAUUGGCCUAGACCUUUCCAAGUUUAUGCUUCCAAUUACGCAUGAUGAUUAUAAGUCAAGAUUCUGAUCUCGGAUCGACUUGGGGUUUCGGUUUUGUUUGAUUGUUUAUAAAUUAUUUGUUUGUUGAUUCAAUUUGUCUAUGGAUUGUUGUCUACUAUGUUAAUGUUAUUACUCUGAGUUAUUUGUUGAGA